Messenger RNA from Lodderomyces orthopsilosis Co 90-125, 2790 nucleotides. RefSeq lists its product as uncharacterized. NCBI's taxonomy places the organism in Eukaryota, Fungi, Ascomycota, Pichiomycetes, Serinales, Debaryomycetaceae. The record is from RefSeq and is a predicted model, not a curated record. The coding region runs from base 1 to 2790 and encodes 929 amino acids. Gene Ontology annotation, molecular function: myosin binding. The transcript has a single exon.
AUGAAUUUUGAUAGAUUCAACCCGCUAUCGAGUAAUUUCAUUUAUAAGCAGACUACGACUAAGGAGCCACAACAAGAUGCAAAACUAAACUUGAAUUCUGAUGUUAGUGAUUGGGGGAUCGAUGAGGAUCUUACUCCAACUUCAGCAUUGGGUACAACCUUUUCCAAUUACUUGUCUCCCACCGCAUCAUCUACAAGUACAGUACAUACAAAUCCUGUACAGGCUCCACCUCUAUUGACCAAUCGUCAGCUGAGCUAUAGUAACUACAGUGCGAGUGCGCUAAUGCAUGAUGAGACUUUUGUACCACCCCAUCCCACCUAUAUUCAUCACCACCACCACCACAACCACCAUCAUCAGCAAUCAAAACCACAACAACAACCGCAACCACAACUGCCCUUCAGAAGAAGAGGCUCUGUAAAUCUGAAUACGUCACUGCAAUUUAAUCAACAACACUACCUACAUCAGUCACUAAAUCAUCAUCCAUUACAUCGAUCACAUUCACACGCAAGCCUGUUGGAUUUACUACAGUAUUGCCAGUACUCGGGAAAUACAAUUUACCCAAAUACGGACACCUUGUCGAAAUUUAUUGAGAAAUAUUUAUCAAUGGAAAACAAAUUGGGAGAAUUUUGGGAAAAGUUCAAAUAUAACCUUAUUAUUUCAAAUCUACUCGAGGAUUCAAUGAUUCUUUCUAAAAAUGAGUCGAGCUUACAACUACUAAAUUCCAAUCCCAUAACCACCCCACUGAAGUACUUAAGAUUCACCAUAAACGAUGAUGGGACGAGAUUGAUUGUAUUGAAUACAUCCUACACUCUCAAAUAUAACUAUCGAUACACUAACUUCACAACUGUACUAUUAAUUAUAAACUUGAUUAUUUAUUUGCUAAAGCAACAACAAUCUGCUUACUUUGGUCCACAACAAAUGACUUAUGAAUCCCAAUUUACGUUGUUCAAAUUCAUUAUUGUUGUAUCGUCUAAAUUGAUCAAAAUACGGAAAUUUAAAACAACAGUUGAAACAAAUAAGAUUUUAGACUUGUUGAAUGACUUUCUAAAGUUGAAUUACAUUGUCAAUAAGAACUUGAUACUUAGUAUGGUUAAAUUAAAGGGUAAGAAAUUGGAUUUAGUACAAGGAGACGCAAAUUCAACUCAUUUGUUGAAUUCAUUAUCAUUUCUAAACAUAACCUUGCAAAGCUUGAUUGUGAAACUUCUCCCACAUAUGAAUGGAGAUUUAUUUCAACAAUAUUGUACUAUAAAUAAUAUCAAUGUUGGUAUAUUGACUCAAGAGUUUGACAGUGAAGAUCAAGAUGACCUUGAAGAAGUCAUUUUCAAUAUUAAUAAAUUUAAUCAGCUUCGAAAGUUGCUUAUUUGUCAGUUAAUCACCAUAAAUGAAAAUGCACAAAGCAACUUUUUCACCUUGAAUUUAAUGGAUCAAUUUCAAGUUAAUGAGAUGGAAAGUGAAUUGUCUGCAUUUGAAAAGAUGAAACUCGUACACGAUGUGCUUAUUGAUCAUAACGAUUCAGUAAAAGCAAUCAAUAAAAUGUUUGCCAAAGUUGACAUUGUUUCUCAGCCUCGUGAGCAAGUACCACCAACUGAUGAAGACAUAACUCCUAAUUUACACCUGAAUUUGUUUCAAUUCACAUCGCGAGUCAACAAAUUUGCUCACAACUUGAGCUACUUCAACAAAUACAACCAAUCGCUCAGUUUGGAUAAUAUAGACGAACAAUAUGAAAAGUUGGCCAUAUUUCAACAAUUUCAUGAUGAAUUGAAUCAAUUGAAAUUGCUUCACAAACUGGCCUUGCUAGAAUUGAAUCAAGAAAUUAAUCCUGAUUAUACCAUUGCGAAUUCACCUAAAUCAACAGUAUCAUCAUCGCCUCAAACGAAUCAAGCUGGGUCGCUUAAUCUCAAGUCAUUUCAUAACCCAUCAAUCAAGAAACGCUUCUCACUACCACCAACUGUCACGGCCUCUGGUGCCACAACUACGAAUGGCAGCUCUAUGGAAGUGUCAACAUCUCCAACAAAGUCACUGCCAGGACAAACCUCAGUUCCUUCAUCAAAGCCUAAAAAGUAUAAACGCCUAUCAACCGGUUUGCAAUUAGGUCUUCUUACUGUAUUCGAGGAGAAUGGUGAUCGAUCACUGACUGUCCCUGCAACUCUAGCGAAGGGGAAUCGAAACUCAUCAUCAUCAACUACAUCGGCCCCAGCAGCAACAGCAGUGUCGUCAGGUUUGCUUCCACCACCAAAGGUAUCAUACGAUGACAAUUACAUAAACAUCCUCCCAAUAAAUCAAUUUGAAAGCUAUAAUAAGUCAACAUUAGAUCAAUUAAUUUCAAGCAAAACCAAAAAUCGAUACUCAUUGCAUAAUCGUACUUCAAUAAAUAUGAACCGAUUUUCAUUGAAUUCAGUCCAGAGUAAUGUUUCAGGAAUAUCAGAUUUAAUCUCAACUCAAAUGACAAGCUAUAAUGGUGACGAUGAAGAACCAAAGUUGGAACUACCCCAUGAUGAACAAGAACGUGAUGAUAAAGAGGAUGGAAACGAAUCGUCGGUAAUUGACAAUUCCGAUCCUGGUCAAUUGACUCAGGAGGAGUUGAAAAUGAGAUUAGAAGCAAGUUUUACCAAGAUUUACAAUUUAGAAGCAGAGAAUAAGAAAUUGAUUGAAGACAAGAGGAAUAAACAAGUCAAAAAGAAUACUAAUGAAGAAGUUUUGAGCGACAUCACUAAUGAACAUCUCGUUGAACCUAAUAUACCCAAUGCCUCAUUCCUUAAGGAUUUGGAAACAAAAUUAAACAUGAAGUAA